Messenger RNA from Larimichthys crocea (large yellow croaker), 1454 nucleotides. It is a transcript of the gene cyb5d2, whose product is annotated as cytochrome b5 domain containing 2. Gene Ontology annotation, cellular component: endomembrane system; membrane. The record is from RefSeq and is a predicted model, not a curated record. The transcript has 4 exons. Bases 107 to 862 code for a protein of 251 amino acids. Lineage: Eukaryota; Metazoa; Chordata; Actinopteri; Sciaenidae.
CUAGUCGGCGCAUGCGCGGUGGCGUUCUCAUUCAGGGAAGCACCUGCGUUGUUGUUGUUGUUGUUUUCUAAUUAGAAAUGGGACGCGACCACCUGAAGCGAUCACCAUGCUCAGAUGUGUACUCGUCGCGUGUGUGUCGGUGGCGGUGUUGUUCAUUCCUCGUGAGUGGUUCGUUAAAUUUGGGAAUGAAUCACCCGGAGCAGGCCCCCCCGUGCUGCAGCUGCUGAGCAGCCGGGAAUUGUCGCUGUAUGACGGGGAGGAAGGCAGCAAGAGGCUGUACCUGGCCAUACUGGGGCAGGUUUUUGAUGUGAACAAGGGACACAAGCACUAUGGACCCGGGGGUGCUUAUCACUUUAUGGCAGGUAAAGACGCCUCUCUGGCCUUCAUCACCGGGGACUUCACAGAAAGUGGCCUCACAGAUGAUGUGUCCAGUCUGUCCCCACUGCAGGUGAUGGCCCUGUAUGACUGGCUAGGCUUUUAUCAGAAGGACUACCAAUUUGUAGGUCUGCUAAUAGGCCGGUUCUAUAGCGAGACUGGCCAGCCUACCGAGGCUUUGUUGCAGGCACAAGCAUCACUAGCAGAGGGCCAACGACUGAAGGCGCAGUCUGCAGCUGAGAUGUUACGCUUCCCGGCCUGCAACUCACAGUGGAGCGCUGCUGAGGGAGGAAGAGUCUGGUGCUCCACCAAGAGUGGUGGAGUGGAAAGAAGCUGGGUGGGCGUCCCGCGAAAACUCUUCUCUCCAGGCUCCAGUGGUGUUCGCUGUGUCUGUGUUGAAGACCCAUCUGCAGCAGAGGAUGACCCCAACCUGCAGAAGUAUGACGGCUGCCCUCCACAUGCUGACUCAUGUACUGUUGAAUUCUAGUCUCUGGGCAAGCCCAGAAAAUGGAUCUAUUUAUAGUCUACUUUUUUAGCAGAACAAAACCCAGGAAAACUUUUUUACCCAGUAAAUCAAAGUGAUGAUUUCAAAACAAAAUAAAAUAGAAUGAAGAAAACUGAGUGCAUUGGUUUUUGAUGACCUUUAUGUAAAGUUGUUGUCCUCCCUUUCUCUAAAAGGAUACACCAGGAAGAGACAGGCUAGAUAUCUGAGCAUACAGAUACAAUAUAAUGUGCAUAAAAGAUUAAACAAUGUGCAUAAAAGAUUAACAGAGGCAAGAUUUAGGUUUGUCACAAUGACAAGCACAAACUGCAUUAAAGUACAAAACAGUUGUAGUGGUCAAAAAUAUCACACAUUUAUCUGUACAAUUUAACAAUACUUAAAGAGGCCCCACUACUUGGCCAUCGCUCUACUCCACAUUCUCCCCAUGAUGAUCAGAAAUGCCAUGUGAUCUUGAUAAAGUGCACCUGUUAGGCUUAGAAAUCAAGAAGCGUUACAUGUGAUGGGUCAAGACGACAACUUGACUUGAGGCAACAGUGUGGGGGACAAUGACUUCUCAACGCGGACCUCACGGCCGAUU